Messenger RNA from Sclerotinia sclerotiorum 1980 UF-70, 1767 nucleotides. RefSeq lists its product as hypothetical. The record is from RefSeq and is a predicted model, not a curated record. Bases 1 to 1767 code for a protein of 588 amino acids. Gene Ontology annotation, biological process: proteolysis. Gene Ontology annotation, molecular function: dipeptidyl-peptidase activity; serine-type exopeptidase activity. Lineage: Eukaryota; Fungi; Ascomycota; Leotiomycetes; Helotiales; Sclerotiniaceae. The transcript is spliced from 7 exons.
AUGUCCGCUGGAACAAGUCUAUGCUUUGACCAACUACAAGAUAGAUGGGGGGAAACAGUACAAAGGACAACACCGGAUCCAUCCUUAAAGAAGAAGCCUACAUCAAUCUGCAUAGUUGGCCAAUCAAGUUGGUUUCUACCGUAUUGGAAAUUUGAUGAUCUAUCAGGUUUCUAUAUCAACAAAUCCUCGAGCAUCACAAAUCUACCAAAGUCCAUAUCAAGCAACAUGGUUUCUAAAAUCUAUACUGGUUGUGCGAUUCUCGCAUUCUUUCAAUGUGCUUUCUCUCAUCAGCUAUAUCCUGAUGGUUUUGGUGGAAAAAUAAGCAGAACCACCAUUCCCCGUCGAGAAUUAGCACUAUCAAAACGCGAUAAUAUCGAUCCCUCCCUCCUCUACCCAACUUACAAUCUCAGCGUUCCGAUUGAUUAUUUCCACAAUGAAUCUCGUUAUGAACCUCACAGCAAUGGAACAUUUCCACUCCGCUAUUGGUUCGACGCUACCUACUACAAACCUGGUGGACCAGUGAUCGUCCUUCAAUCAGGAGAAACCGAUGCUACAGGUCGAUUACCAUUUUUACAAAAUGGUCUUUUACAUCAAUUGGCUGUUGCGACGAAUGGUAUUGGUGUUGUGCUCGAACAUCGUUACUAUGGUGAAAGUAUCCCAACCCCGGAUUUCUCGACCAAGAAUUUGAGAUUCUUAACUACAGAACAAGCAUUGAUGGAUGAGGUUUAUUUUGCUAGGAAUAUUGUAUUUCCAGGAUUAGAAGAUCAGAACCUUACAGCACCAAAUGUGGCUUACAUUGGUUAUGGAGGUUCUUAUGCUGGUGCUUUCAAUGCUUUCUUGCGAAAGUUGUAUCCAGAUACUUUCUGGGGUACAAUUUCUUCCAGUGGUGUCGUAGAAGCCAUCUAUGAUUACUGGACUUACUUUGAGCCUAUUCGUGUUUUUGCCGAUCAAAAAUGUAUUAAAAAUACUCAACUCAUCACCAACUCUAUGGAUAACAUUGUCAUUGGACAAGAAAACAACACGGCUUUAAUCCAAGAACUCAAGACUGUUUGGGGACUUCCAAAUGUUACUUAUAGCAAUGAUUUCAUGUCAGUAGUCAUGUACGGAAUGUGGGAAUGGCAAAGUAAAAAUUGGGAUCCAGCAGUUGAAGGAACACCAUAUUUCGAUUACUAUUGUGGUAACGUUACUAGUAACAAGCUUCUCUGGCCAAGUUUGAAUACCUCUACAACAGAGGUUCAGAAAUUACUUACGAAAGGUGGUUAUGUUUCUGAACUUAGUAACUUGACAAUUCCAUAUCUUAAUUGGAUCGGUUGGUUGACUGAUUACACCUCUGCAAACUUCGGCGAUUGUUCUCCCAGCCAAGAUUCUUGCUACUCAACCCACAACCUCACCUACUACGCACAAGACGACUCAUCCCAAUCUUGGCGUCUCUGGCCUUAUCAAUACUGUACCGAAUGGGGCUACCUUCAAAACGGUGCUUCCGUUCCCGCAAACCAGCUUCCAUUAUUAUCCCGCACCAUCGAUCUCCCCUACCUCUCCAUUAUCUGCGAAGCUUCUUUCAACAUCACCACACCCCCAGCCGUAGAGAACAUAAACAAGCACGGCGGUUUCAACCUCAGCUACCCACGUCUCGCAUACAUCGACGGUGAACAAGAUGUUUGGCGUCCAGCAACCCCUCACGCAUCACCUUUUAACACCACAGCUCAUAACCGUACAUCUUCUACCUCCCAACCAUUCAUCUUAAUCGAAGGAGCAGUCCAUCACUAG